AUGUUCGACUUCGUAUCUCUGACCGACGGUAACUGGUGCUCGAUCGCGAAAGGCCUGCAGAAAUGUCCGAACCUCAACUAUCUGGACGUGGGCCCGGAUACGACGACGGGUCGCUACAUUGGCUCUCUUCGUCAAAGACACGCUUCAUCACCUCUCGCGAUCAGCCUACCAAAGAAAUACGUCACUCCUGGCCUUGAGGCCUCAAAGCUCCAAAGCGAUGACUCGCACAUUGAUGUUAUACUGCGUAACACGAAGGAUGUCGCACACUGGCUGGACGUAUUUGUAAGAUACUUUGCCACGGAUAAGAGCAUUGCCGGCGACUGUUAUGAGGCGUUCAAUGGCUAUAAACUUCCGGUCUAUCACGAGGCCCCUUUGGAAAAGUAUCUGGAGGCGGACGAAGAAGCUUGA
Alternaria viburni is the source of this 408-nucleotide messenger RNA. RefSeq lists its product as uncharacterized. The record is from RefSeq and is a predicted model, not a curated record. Lineage: Eukaryota; Fungi; Ascomycota; Dothideomycetes; Pleosporales; Pleosporaceae. The coding region runs from base 1 to 408 and encodes 135 amino acids. The transcript has 2 exons.